This is a messenger RNA of Melopsittacus undulatus (budgerigar), 1794 nucleotides long. It is a transcript of the gene ATOH8, whose product is annotated as atonal bHLH transcription factor 8. Lineage: Eukaryota; Metazoa; Chordata; Aves; Psittaciformes; Psittaculidae. The record is from RefSeq and is a predicted model, not a curated record. Gene Ontology annotation, molecular function: E-box binding; DNA-binding transcription factor activity, RNA polymerase II-specific; protein dimerization activity. Bases 208 to 834 code for a protein of 208 amino acids. Gene Ontology annotation, cellular component: nucleus. The transcript is spliced from 4 exons. Gene Ontology annotation, biological process: axon development; positive regulation of transcription by RNA polymerase II; sensory organ development.
UUAAAGCCGCUCAUCGGCGCGGCGGGCCGGCUGCCGGCGCUGGGCGGCAGGCUGCGGAGAGCCGCGGACACACGGACACCCGGACACACGGACGGAGCCCGCUGCGGCGCAGAUGGGCAGCAGAGAGGCGGCGGUAGCAGCAGCACCAGCAGCAGCGGAGCGGCGGAGCGGCCGGCGCUGAGCGCACCCGCGCAAGGGCUCCGCGCCAUGCGGAGCACGCCGCUGAGCGAAGGCGAGCCCUGGCCGCGCCUGUGCCCCGCAGAGCUGGGGGGGCUGCGGCGGCUGCGGCGCAAGCACGGCUGCAAAAGUUUCCGCGUGGAGCUCAAAGUGCUCAGCGGGAGGAGGCCGGGGCUCCGCGCCCCGCCGCCGCCCCCCGCCGCACCGCCGCCCGCUUGGCAGCCGCGCAGCGCCGCGAUCGCAGCCAGCGCCUUCCCCGCAGCCCCGCCGCCGCCGCCGCCGCCGCCGCCGCCGCCGCCGCCGCCGCCCGCAGCCUCCCCGCGGCCGCGGCCGGGCGAGGCGUCCGGAGUCUCUCCGGAGAUCAAAGCCCUGCAGCAGACGCGGCGGUUGUUGGCCAACGCCCGGGAGAGGACCCGCGUCCACACCAUCAGCGCCGCCUUCGAGGCGCUGCGGAAGCAGGUUCCCUGCUAUUCUUAUGGUCAAAAGUUGUCCAAACUGGCCAUCUUGAGAAUAGCCUGUAACUAUAUCCUUUCCCUGGCCAGACUAGCAGACCUGGAUUACAGUGCUGACCACAGUAACAUGAGCUUCUCUGAAUGCGUGGAGCAGUGCACUAGGACCUUACAAGCAGAAGGAAGAUCUAAAAAAAGGAAGGAGUAAUAACAAGAAGGGGAGAAUAUAGAAGAGCUUCCAGCCAGAGUUACAUCUGUUCUUGGCAAAGGUUGCACGAUCCAGAUGAAGACUGCAAGCAGCAUUUUUGCUGAGACCCCUUUUCGAGAUGACAGUUGGCCAAGGAACUUUCUUAAUCUCUGGAACAGAAAGGAAAAAAGGAAAAGAAGGAAACAAAAACCAAACAAGGACAGGGAUGCUUCUUAUUGUUGUUAAGCCAGCCACCUUUUAGUACGUGCAAUUUAUUUAGCACUUUUCCCUUUGCUUAACUGGGAAAUGUUACCCUCUCAGCUCAUGUGUACAGUAAUUUGUUGUUGUUGUUGUUGCUGUUGUGCCAAAGAUUUGAUGGAGCUUCUACACUGUGUCUUAUUUUUGCCUUAACGUUAAAUCUUUGAGCCAAAGAAGAGUCAGAGGUGCCACUGAGGUGGUGGCGAGCAGGCCAGUGACACAUCUGGGUUUAGGAAUCCUUCUGUCAGUCACCUCUGAUGUCUCCUGCCCGCAGCCCUGGAGCCAGCAUUUGGUGCAGGCAAGAGCUGGGACAACACCAAGUCAUGCUUCGGCAUUCAGGUUCGCUUCUCUCUUUGGGCUAGUUCUGCCUGUUGGGCAAUGUCCUGGUGUUCCUGCCUGUGCAACACAGCCACAGGGUAGAAAUAACUGACACGAAGUGAGAGCUGAAACAGGAGAUACCAAUUUCACUCUUUUUUAAUAAAUAAAUAACAAUAAAUAAGCAGCAGUUAAGUGCCAUGUCAAGCAAAAAGAAAGGAAAUCAAAAGGAAGUUCAUCAGGCAGGAUGGAAUGCAGCAAAACAAUUCAGCGGGCGUUUCAGGUUUGUGAAGUUGUUCUUCUGUGGGGUUUUUCAAGCGGCCAGAAACCCGUGUAAUGCAAAAGCAUUUGAAUCCUAUACUGUACCUUUCACUUCAAAUUGAAGUAAAAAGAAAAGAUUGAGAAACA